Calliphora vicina (urban bluebottle blowfly) is the source of this 982-nucleotide messenger RNA. It is a transcript of the gene bonsai, whose product is annotated as 28S ribosomal protein S15, mitochondrial. NCBI's taxonomy places the organism in Eukaryota, Metazoa, Arthropoda, Insecta, Diptera, Calliphoridae. The transcript is spliced from 3 exons. The record is from RefSeq and is a predicted model, not a curated record. Bases 78 to 920 code for a protein of 280 amino acids. Gene Ontology annotation, molecular function: structural constituent of ribosome; RNA binding. Gene Ontology annotation, biological process: mitochondrial translation. Gene Ontology annotation, cellular component: ribosome; mitochondrial small ribosomal subunit.
GCACAAUUGUAUUAUUUUCCAUUUCUCUUACAAACGCGUAGGAAUUUCAUUUAUUUUCAUAUAAAUAAUUGGAAAACAUGAAUAUAGCACCACUGUUUCGUACAGGCACACUGAUUGUGAAUCGUCAAUUGGUGCGCCAAUAUGCCUUUAAGUCAGAUUUAAAAAUAAAAUGGGUGAGACCUGAAAAAAUUCAAUCGAUUGAACCUGCAAAAAGUGGUGAUUGCAGCAAACUGCCACCCGUUAGCGGUCAAAUGCUAAUGAAAGGCUUUGACAAAUCAAAGGAAUUGGAAACAGCCGAUGCCACGGUGCGAUCUCUAUUUGAAUUGGGUAAUAAUCCCAAUUAUCAUACCUCCGACUACCAUCGUGAACAAAUGAUAAAAGAAGUCCAAAGGCAUCCUUUGGAUUACGGCUCCAUGGAAGCAAAAUUGGCCCGCAUGACCGCCUCGAUACGUCGUUACCAAGAGUACAUGGUGGAACAUCCUCGCGACAAAAAACGCAAAGUUAUUCUCAAGGAAAUGAUAGAGAAACGCAAAAAAUUCCUUAAGUACCUAAGACGUUGGGAUUACAGACGUUUCGAGUGGAUUUUGGAGAAAUUGGAUUUGGUCUACAAACCACCACCAGUUGAAUUCCACUGGAUUACCCGUAAAGAAUCUUUACAAAAGCUGACCGACUUACAUUGUGAACAAUUGAAACAGGAACGAUUGGACGAGUAUCGUAAAACAUUAGAAGAACAACAGAUUCCUUUUCUGGAGGAUGCCAUUAGAAAAAUGGAAUUUAUACGCCAAGAACAAAUAGAUUUGGAUAUUCCCGUGACAAUAACCACGGAAGAAAUUGAAGAUCACAAAAAACAAUUGGAAGAAUUGAAGCUCUUUAGAGAGGAGACCAAAGCUGCCGCGAAAAAAGAUGAAUUAUUAUAUUAAUGAAUUGUUAGUUAUAAAUGUUAUAUUGAAAUUGUAAAAAAUACAUUCAUAUAUAUAUCGAA